UAGAAACUAGAAAUAACAUCUAAAUUUCAUACACAUCUGUAUUAUAAGACAAUGUUCAUGUUUAAAAGAGUAAUUCAUCCUUCCACAAGCUCAAAACAAGGCAGCUCGCGAGCUUAGCUCGACAAGCCACCGAAUCAAGCUAGCUCGCGAGCUUAUCAAGCUGAGCAUGGUCUAGCUCAGGCUUGGCUCGUUAACUAACGAGUUGGCUCGCGAGCCGGCUUGUUAAAUAACGAGUCGAGUGUCGAACGAGUUUUUUCCGAUUCGAACGCCGAGUUGCUCGUGAGCGGCUUGGCUCAUUUGCAGCCCUACUUUCAGGUAGAUAUCUCAAUUCAGUUAAUGAAUUAAACCGAUUUUGGGUAUGAAAUUAUAUCCUAACAUUUAAUAGACAAACUUCAGUAGUGAUGACAAUUUGAACUCAAUUUGAUGGUUAUUACCCGAAUAUGUCCUACGCUGCAGCCGAUAAUACCCGACCCAUAGUAGUGUUGGGAUGGUGUGUGGUUGGGGGGGGGGGGGGGAUUAAAGGUUAGGGUAUAGUGUCAUGCAUCCAAUUCCGGUUAAUUCAUGAUCCAAAUAGCAAAACUCAACGGGCGUAAGGUAGCCUGAACUAUAUGUAUAUAUUAUUUAUCCAAUAACUCAUUUUCUUUUAUUUAUCACUAAAAACUAAACGUUUACCUUCCAAUGAUAUAUAAGAACGGAUCGACCUGCUCCAACAUGUACCCCGCCCGCCCGUGUAUUACCUGACCUUACCCGCCGCGUUUGAUGUCGGUAUGUGUAUCGAGAUACAUGCGCCCACUAAACCCCGCGCCAUAUUUCGAUUCUCUAAAACCAAAAUCUGAAGAUCAAUUUAAUAAAUAAUAAAAAAAAUUGAUGCAAGAACAUCACAAUACCCUAAUAGCUUUUGAUUUCCUUUUAUUUCUUAUAUAUUAGAAGGGUGGGGGGAGCAUCUUGGCACAUUAAGAAAUUGUGCUUACAAUGAUGGAGAAGAUCACAAUACCCUAACCACCGUAUCCCAUAUAUUCCCCUCCAUUGCUGUCCCCCGCCCUAACCCUUUCUUCCCAUCUGAAAAAAACAAGUACAGUGAAUACACCCUUCUUCUUUUUCGGCUAACAAAAACACAAGGUCAAAAAAGUCUUGGUUGAGCAGCCGAUGUUUCCUUUAUACCAAGGCAAUGAGCUGUGCUUCCAGAUCUCCUCCUCCUCAUCACCAAAUCCUCAACAUCUGAUUCUCCCCACCAACACCACUCCUCCUACUCCUAUACCUAACCCUCACCAUACUUAUCAUGCUCCAGCUCCAGCUCCACGGCGACGGAAGAAGCCGGCUUCUAAUCCUGCCGUCAUGGAGAAUAGUAUUAGCGGCGGUGCAGCUAAGGACGGCGGCGGCCAGGAGCAUGAGAAGAAAGUGAUGCACAGAGAAAUCGAGAGGCAACGGCGGCAAGAAAUGUCCACCCUCUACGCUUCCCUUCGUUUCCUCCUCCCUCUCAAGUUCAUCAAGGGAAGGAGAUCGAUGUCGGAUCACAUGAACGAGGCGGUGAAUUACAUAAAGCACUUGCAACGGAGGAUCCAAGACCUCGACGCCCAAAAAAACCAGCUCGUGAUUUUGAGGAGGAAGAAGAAGAAGAAUACUACUACGUUGACCAAUAAUAUUGGCUCGAGUAGUACUACUACCGCUUCCGUCACUGCGAGGCCAAGCGGUGGGCAUCCGACGGUGGAGGUCCGGCGGUGUUUGGGCGGGUUGGAGAUCGUGCUGGCGGAGGAGGAGGGUGGCGGCGGUGGCUGCGGCUUGCGGCUGUCGAGGGUGAUGCGGUUGUUGGUAGAGGAAGGGGUUUCGGUUGUCAACUGCGUCUCCACCGUAGUAAACCGGAAAAGCUUCCACACGCUCCUUGUUGAGGUUGAUCAGGAACAGACAAGCUUCGACACACGUGCGCUGCAGCAGAAGCUGAUGAGGAUUAACUUAAUCCUUGAUCAUUAGUUUCGGUUUGAUGAUCACGAUGUUUGAUUAGUUUGAUGAUCAUGUAGGGAUUAAUUAGCGAUGGUUGAUGGUCUCCUGUUGGGGGGUUUGGUUAUUUAGUGCGCAUCAUGAGUUAACAAUGGUGGUGAUCCAACUAUUAGUUUCCCUUUCCUAACCACCAAGCUUAGCUAGAUUAACUUAAUCCUUGAUCAUUAGUUUCAGUUUUUUUUUUUGGGUGACAAAGUGGGAUUGAUUCAGCAUUAACACGUACGAUAACCAUUUAAUCACAUUCUAGUUUUGAUUUCCUGAGGUGGGACGAAAUACAUGAUUGAUUACCUUGCUUGGUGUUCCCUUGUUAGUUAACUAGAUGCAUAUAUAGUACUUUUUUACAUGGUUUCUGUCAUAAAUCAGUUGGUCCCAAUAACUCGAGCAUGUCAUAAACCAGUUGGUCCCAAUAACUCGAGUUGUUGGGAGAAGGUUUACUGGAUCCUAUACAGGCCCAUAUAUGAUACUUAACCACUUCCUUACAGUUUCAGAUGUGCAUGGUAGUUGAUUUAGAGCUUUUUUUCUUCUUAUGAUAUCUUUAAUUUCCUUCUUGGCUGAACAUUCUUGAGGUUAAUGCUAGCUAUGGUUCCAUUUGUGGUUUAGAUAUCUUUAAAUGUGGGGGAAAACACCAAUAAUAUUAUUUCUCAUACAUCUAACUGUUUUUAAUUAUAACCGCGGAAGAUUGGAGAUCAAAUCAUGAUGACUAUCAUUCUGUUGAAUUUUAUCGAUUUUUCUUUACAUGAUGGCACUAUAUCAUACAUUUAAUAGGGUGGAUUGGAGAGAGUAUAGUUAAUAAGGGUGGUAAAGAUUUUGGUGGUGACCAGACCAAAAUCUUCAUUUCAUUUUCCAUAUGUCUUUUUUACUGGCUUUUGUACUGUGAGUUACUGAUGAAUUAAUACACAAUGAUGUAAAUUCAGGAUGCUAGCUAAUUAAGUUUGUUUUCUUUAGUUCCAAGUGAAAGGAAAUGUGAAGCAAUUAUUCCAGUGAUAGAUUAGAGGUUAUGGCUAGUUAGUUGUAAAGGUAAGUAAGAGGAUGGGAUAUUGAUGGUGCAUAUAUGGCUGGGGUUUCAUUUCAUUAAUUAAGGUGUGCAGUUCCACCAACCGGCAAAACAAAAGAGGUACAUGCAUAUACAUUUCUAGCUAUGGUGUACUACUUUAUACACAUGUGUUUGAAUUAUAUUGUCCAGUGAAUAAUGUGGAUCAUAAAGGCGAUCUGCAGUAUCCUGAUGAUCAAUUAUAUGCGUAUCUGUACUGGAAAAAUAUAUAUUGCCAGCUCACAAUGAUCUGAUCUUCCCUAUUAUUAUCCUUCCCUCCUAGCUAUAGCUGACUCACUUAAAUAAAGGGUAUUGCUGGGC
Molecule: messenger RNA, 3346 nt
Organism: Linum trigynum
Lineage: Eukaryota; Viridiplantae; Streptophyta; Magnoliopsida; Malpighiales; Linaceae
Source: the annotation of a GenBank genome assembly